CCCUUCAGGCCGUCAGUUAAUAUUAUCACUAAUAGCAAGAAUGGGUGUUAACCAAACGUAAAUACAAGCUGAAUUUUGUCUUAUUUUUCGUUUGGUUUUAUUUGUUUGGAGAUCGAGGUGUUUUCAACGUGCGUGUGAAAAGUCGAGGAACUCGGAGGGUGCAAGAAUUGGAAGAAGCGUCGUCUGAGUAUGUACUGAAAGCUUCGCGUCCAAAACGAGAAACCACCUGUUUCAUCAAAUCGUCACUGCCGCUACACACUCGAUGAAUUGAACACAAAUCGAGCCUUCGCCUAUUGUCGAUUACGUGCAAUUCAUUAAGAAAAGACUCGAAAUUGUGAUGAAGCUGAACCAAAGACGACGACAUUAGGAGAGAAUCAUGUCAAGAGCCGAUAAGACCAAGUCUGGAUUCCUGGACACCCUGUUCAAAGGUUCUAAAAAGGGCACCGUCAGGGGCAACCAAUAUGGAGCCAGCCAGGGCCACCAUACUGGCCUCCCGAGGCCACAAUCUGAAUCGGACUUUGCCGAGGUUGAUGAGCCUGAGUUCAUGUUUGAGCAUUUGGAUGACAACGGUAUCAACGAACACUUUGAAAAGAUGCUGGAUAACCUCAAUCUCACCGAGGAGAAAAAGCAGCCGCUGCGCAACCAGCCCAUGAUGAACAAGCGCCAGAUGCUGAAAAUGCAAUACAAAGGCACCACUUCAAAAAACGACGAAAAAUUCCACACAGCCCACGACUACAUUGAGUACCUGCAGCAAAAUGAUCUGAGUGUGUCCAAACUACACAGCUGCGUGCAGAGUUUGAGAAUCGCACUCACCAACAAGACUUUGAAUUUCGUUCAAGAUUUCUGCACCAAUGGGCUGAAACCGCUCCUUAACCAACUAAAAAUGUGCAAUACUAGGGAAGGAAAACUGGAGAGGGUACAAUAUGAAUGUCUUCGCUGUCUGAAGGCUAUCAUGAACAACACCUACGGCCUGAAAGAAAUUCUCGGCAACAGAGAGGCUCUCAAGCAAGUUGCAAAUGCCCUAAAUCCUCUGCGUCAAACCGCAAUGCUUGAGGCGUGCAAAAUAAUGGCUGCCGUCUGCUUGCUGACGGAGGGCCACGAAAAGGUUCUGGAAGCCAUCACGACCGCCGUCGAAGGAGAGGACAAGGAUAGGUUCAUGCCCAUUGUUCGAGGACUCAUCAUGAAAAAUAAUGAACCUCUGAGGGUGGGCUGCUUGACCCUCAUAAACGCCUUGAUUACGUCGCCUGUGGAUUUAGACUUUCGAGUGCAUUUGCGCAAUGAAGUGAUGAGAGCUGGUCUCGGAGAACUUCUUUCUCCUCUGCAGCAAGAUGCUGGAGAUGAGUUAAAUUUGCAACUUAAGAUAUUCAUGGACCAUAGGGAAGAAGAUUCAGAUGAACUGCUGCAAAGGUUUGACCACCUCAGGUUUGAAAUGGAAGAUGCAAGUGAAUGCUAUGAAGUCCUGAAGAACCUCACGUCAGACACUGCUGCAGAGCCGUACUUCUUGUCAAUCCUACAGCACCUCCUUUUUAUCAGGGACGACCCAGUCAUUAGGCCAGCUUAUUUCAAGUUAAUAGAAGAGUGUGUCACUCAAAUUGUUCUUCACAAAAGUGGUUGUGACCCUGAUUUUUCGGCCACCAAACGUUUUCAAAUUGAUGUUGAGCCACUUAUUGAAGGAUUAGUAGAAAAAUCCAAAGCGGACGAAGAGAGAACGAAAGAGGCUCUGAAUGCCAAGUUGGAGGAAGCUCUGGCUCUGAAACAGGAGGCAGAGGCACGUCUUCAGGCAGCAGAGCAGAAGUUGCGGGAAAUUGCCAGCACUGGAGUUGCGAUUCCUAGUUCUGGGGUAGGAAAACUGUUAGGACCUAAUCCACCCCCUAUGCCUGGCAUGAUCGCCAAUCCUGGCGGCCCUCCACCUCCUCCGAUGCCUGGAGCGCCCCCUCCGCCGCCACCACCUGGUGCAAUGGGACCUCCUCCACCUCCAAUGCCUGGCAUGGGCCCUAGACCUCCUCCUAUGCCUGGAAUGGGAGGUCCCCCAAUGCCACCCCCACCACCAGGUAUGGGUCCACCACCUCCUCCUGGCAUGUUGGGACUACCAAAAGCACCUGACGUUUUGCCAUAUGGGUUGAAACCAAAGCGUAAAUGGAACGUUGGUGGACCAUUGAAGAGAGCCAACUGGAAAGCUAUUGUACCGCAAAAAAUGUCAGAAAAUUCUUUCUGGAUUCAAGUACGUGAAGAGCAACUGGCUUCGCCUGAUAUUCUGGAAGGACUGGCAAUGAAAUUUUCUACAAAACCAACUUCAAAAAAGAGUGAUGACAGUGUUGUGAAGCAGUCCAACAAAAAAAUCAAAGACCUAAAAGUGCUGGAUGGCAAAGCUGCCCAAAACUUAUCGAUUCUGCUUGGAGGCUCCCUGAAGCACUUGUCAUAUGAGGACGUGAAGCGCUGCAUUUUGCGUUGCGACAUCGACUCCAUGCCUGACUCUGUCCUCCAGCAACUCAUUUCGUACCUGCCACCGCCAGACCAGCUGAAAAAGCUGCAAGAUUUCAAGUCACAGUACAAUGAACUCACAGAGGCUGAGCAGUUUGCAGUUACUAUAUCAGAAAUCAAGAGGCUUCUUCCUAGGCUGAAAUCCAUGAGUUUCAGACUGCACCACGGUGAGAUGGUUCAAGACGUCAAACCUGAUAUUGUCGCUGGAACUGCUGCUUGUGAAGAAAUGAAAACCAGUUUGAAAUUCGCCAAAAUCCUAGAGCUCAUCCUUCUCAUGGGAAACUACAUGAACAGUGGAUCCAGAAACGAAGCUGCUUUUGGCUUUGAAAUCAGUUUUCUUCCCAAACUCUCAAGUACGAAGGAUAUUGAAAACAAGAGCACCCUAAUGCACUAUCUAGCUGAAACAGUAGAAAAGAAGUUUGAACACCUUUUGACCUUUUCCGACGAGUUAGUUCACAUUGACAGAGCUGCCAGGGUGUCUGUCGACAUGAUUGGCAAAACUUUGCGAAACAUGGACAUGUCCAUCAGAAAUUUGGAGACUGACUUAUCUAACUCGAAAGUGCCACAGAAUGCGGAUGACAAAUUCUAUGAAGUCAUGAGCGAAUUUGCGAAGGAGGCGAGACAGCAGUGUGAUCUUCUACAAAACAUGUUCAAAAAAAUGACAAGCCUUUACAAAGAUCUGUCUGAAUUUUAUGCGUUUGACAUGACCAAGUACACAUUUGAAGAGUUUUUCACUGAUAUAAAAACCUUCAAGGACACUUUUGUGGCCGCACACAAAGAGAAUGUCAAAAUUAGGGAGAUGGAAGAGAAGGCGGAAAGAGCCAGGGAAGCCAGAGACAAGCAGGAUAGGGAAAGGGCAGAGCGGAUGGCCCACAAGCAGGCGCUUGUGGACAUGGAUGGCACUGAAUUAGGUGUUAUGGACUCUCUGCUGGAGGCACUGCAUGAUGGCUCUGCAUAUAAGCAGCGACGGAAAAGAGCCCCAAGGGCAGCCGGAGCUGAACGAAGGGCACAGUUGAGUCGUAGCAGGUCGAGAACUGGUCUGGCCACAAACGCACUUACAGGACGAGAAUUAGGAGAACUGCUGGCUGCGUAGCACCUCAGCAAAAUAAUCACCAAGAGGGAAACACAUCAAAGUGCCUGAUUUUGUAUAACUUUUUUGGACAUACUUGUAGUAUUGCUGUGCGCAAUGCUGUGUUAAUUCCUGCCAGAAGUUGCAACACAAAUGAUGGACACCAAUACUUAUAAGUUUGCUUAUAAAUGAUGUCAUGAAAUUCCGACAAUGUUGUGCACGUGACCAGAUAUGAAAUUUUUAUUUAUAUUUUCAGAAUUUCAAUAUGCAAGGCAAAGUAUUACAAAUAUUGAUGAACUGUUCAUUUGUCCUUCCAAAUGGAACUUGUACUAUAGUGUACUAUCAAUCAUAAUAACGGUUAAGGUCGAUACAUAGAAGAUAUUUUUUAAGGAGUACAAUAAAUCAUUUAAACAUGCUAUUGCAAAAA
Cloeon dipterum is the source of this 3977-nucleotide messenger RNA. RefSeq names its product diaphanous related formin 1 (gene dia). The transcript is spliced from 19 exons. The record is from RefSeq and is a predicted model, not a curated record. Bases 377 to 3574 code for a protein of 1065 amino acids. Gene Ontology annotation, cellular component: actin filament. Gene Ontology annotation, molecular function: actin binding; small GTPase binding. NCBI's taxonomy places the organism in Eukaryota, Metazoa, Arthropoda, Insecta, Ephemeroptera, Baetidae. Gene Ontology annotation, biological process: actin cytoskeleton organization; actin filament polymerization.